Molecule: messenger RNA, 2088 nt
Organism: Diplodia corticola
Lineage: Eukaryota; Fungi; Ascomycota; Dothideomycetes; Botryosphaeriales; Botryosphaeriaceae
Exons: 1
Coding region: 1-2088 (695 amino acids)
Source: RefSeq, a predicted model, not a curated record
AUGUCCAAUCUCGCUCCGCCCAUCAUGCGCGACGGCUUCGCCUACCAAGGCCAGCUGUUCGCCGACGCCGGCAACCACAACCGACACCCGCGCGCCUCCAAGGCCGAAAUACGAGCGCUAUUGCUCCCCAAGAAGCCGGAAACGGGGCAAAAAGACCAGGUUGGGCAUUGGUACGUCGCCCAACUCAAGCACUAUGGAUUACCCCACACCAAGGACAAGAACGCCGCCAAGCUUCGUCUGCUUAACGCCAUCAACACCGGCACACUCAAGGUACCCGCCGACGUCAAGCAGUUGGAGGCCGAUUUGAAGAAGGAGUACGCUGCUGCCAAUCGCAACGCCAAGGAGGCCGGCUUGAAACCCAAGGAUGCGGCGCCCAACCCCACGUCCACCCCAGCGAGGAAGAAGAAAGGUAAGGCACCCACCGACAAAACAGCUGCUACGCCUGCCACGCCUGCCAGAACAAGAAGGGCCAAGGCAUCGGCUCCCGACAUCACGCCCGUCACCCCAGCGAGAAAGAGGAGGAGAAAUGGUGAAGAUAGUCCCGAGCCAUCGGCAGGCCCCGCACCCUCGGAGAAGACCAAGCCGGCCGAGCCACCUGCGAAGAGGAAGAAGGAACCUGCGAAGAAGACGCCGGCGACGCCCAAUGCCCGCAGUGUAGCAACACCACAGAAGAAUAACACUGUCGCCUCGACCGAAGAGCAGGCCACCAGUGCAUUUGAUGACAAGAAAGGCGUCUACUACCUCACUAUACUCGCCACCACCACCCAAUUGGCGGUGCCAGCCGCGGAUCCCAAGUCCCACAAGAUGCUCCUCUGUCCAGACGGAGACGAGCUGUGGGGCUCAUACUCCUUCGGUCCCUUUUCCGGUGUCAUGCGGAUUGACACAACAUCUCUCAAUGGCAUUUCCGGCUUCACCUGGCGUGGUACGGAUUCCAGUGACCCAUCCCGAGUCAAAUUUGCUACCGGGCUCGGGAAGCUGAACUUUGUUGAUUCAAGGCGGAUUGAUGGGUCCUUCUUCAGUCUCGGCCAACACCGCACCCGUUUCGAAGGAAAACUCCAGGCGGGCGUGCGUCAGUGCCCUCGUGAUGCCUUGAGCUUCCAACAUGAGUGGGACGACUAUACCCACUCCAACAAAUGGUACGGAUCACCUCCUGCUCGGGUUCCCGCUGGUGGGGGGCUUCUCUCGGGGUCUUUCUCCAGGAGCUCCACUCGUGAUGCUUCUCAGUCGAAUGAGCCGCAUCACUCGCCCGUUGACAGUCAUCAAGACACGUCAUCCAUGGAUGAGCAGGACGUCGCAAAAGAGCCAGUCGUGCAAAUGUCUAAUCCAGGACCUUCGUUCGCUAAGGGUGUUGAAGACAAAACACUCAAGGAGAAUGAUAGUAUCAAGGAGACUACCAGCAUCAAGGAGAACGAGAACAUCAAGAAGGAACCGGACUUGCAAUGGCAUGAUGCACAGCCUGCGCCCGUAAACGAACUUGCGAGACAAGGCUCUCACAUCCAGUCUAUGAACAACUUUUACAACAACUCUGUUCGCUCGGGACCUGAAAUUUCGGAUAUUGGCCAGAUCACUGGUGUGUAUGACAUGCAGUGCCCGGCAAUUGAGGACGAUUUCCUCGAAAGCCAGAACAACCUCAAGAUGUACCUCUGUCGCGACGCUAGGUCUUCAAUAACCUGGGGCAGUUUCGCUUGGGGCCCGUUCAAGGGAGUCAUCAAGAUGAACCCUGGUCCGACCGCCUACUCACCCACGACUGUUGCACUCAAAUGGCGUGCUCGUGACGAACAGAACGGUGACGCUCGCUUUGGUGGAGGAUGCCACGGCGAGAUGGAGUUUUCUGAACCAGGCUCAAUUGCGGGCAAGUUACUUGGCCUGUACGGCGGAACUAUGGAGUUUUGGGGCAAGAGGAGGGCUGGCCCGAGGAACUGCGGCUAUGCGUUGCACCAGUUCGAGCAGGAGUGGGAUUCCUAUCCGUCCGAUGCCGAUGGAGAACCAGAAGAAAGUGGGAGUGAGGAUCAGUUGUACGAUCGCCACGGUAAACUCAACCCACGUGGUCGUUAUGUCGACUUGUUGAAGAAGAGCCAGAGCGAGUGA